AUGAAACUUGCUAAUUUUUUAAUCGUUUCAAUCAUCAGUUGGAUAUUAUGGAUAUCUGUUAAAACUACUCCAACCAAAAAAGGGGUAGCUGAUGAAAAAGUUUACACAGCAGAGGAACUCGCUGAAAUGUUGAAUAGUGGGGCUGAAUCGUCUGCCAAUCCUCAAAUUCAUAAAUAUAAAGAAAAAUUAACGAAGACUGACAAAGAUAGAAAUAAUGGAAAAGGCAAAGUGUUUAACAGAAGUGAAUAUAAUAAAGAAUAUUACCGAAAAAAUAAAAAAAAGUGUGCUGAAAAGGAUCGAAAAUACCGAGAACAAAAUAAAGAAAAAAUAAAGGAAAAUAAUCAAAAUUACUAUAAAAUGAAUAGAAGCGCAAGAAUUCAACAUAUGAAAAUUUACUAUCAUAAAAAUAAAGAAACGAUAAUGAAAAGAAAGAAAAUAUAUAACCAAAAUAAUAAGGAAAAGUGGAAUAAAUACAUGCGAGAAUACCGACAAAGAAAGAAAAGUCAAUCUGAUAAUAAUGAAGGAACUUCAUUUGUUAAUCCGCAGACUGGUGAUUUUAUUAAUAAAGGUAAAUUACCAAUUGUUUGUCAGGAGGAAGGAAAUCUUUUUAAUCAAGGGGAAGAUGAAUGCAAUAAAGGCGAGAAUGAGCAAAAUCAAAUCGAGGUAGAUGAGGCAAAUAAAAUUCUUGAAGAGAACACAAAUGACCUAGAUGAUCUAGAUGCGAACAAGAAAAUUCAUUCUUUUGAUCUGAACGAGAUACCAUUUGAUUUGAACGAGAUGCCCGAGGAUAAAGAAAUGGAAAAUUAUUAA
Meloidogyne enterolobii is the source of this 810-nucleotide messenger RNA. NCBI's taxonomy places the organism in Eukaryota, Metazoa, Nematoda, Chromadorea, Rhabditida, Meloidogynidae. The record is from the annotation of a GenBank genome assembly.